GGGGGGGUCUCCCCAAGGAGCCUGAGGGGUUAGCCAUGGCCACUCGGCGUUUAACCGACGCUUUCUUGUUGUUGCGGAACAAUUCCAUCCAAAACCGGCAGCUGUUAGCCGAGCAAGUGAGUAGUUACACCUCCUCCACCUGCAGCCCUCUGCAUUCACGUAGCAUUGCUGCGGAGCUGGAUGAGCUUGCUGAUGAUCGCAUGGCACUGGUAUCAGGCAUCAGUUUAGAUCCAGAAGCAGCAAUUGGUGUAACGAAACGGUUACCUCCCAAAUGGGUUGAUGGAGUGGAUGAAAUACAGUAUGAUGUUGGCAGAAUUAAGCAGAAGAUGAAAGAAUUAGCUAGUCUUCAUGAUAAGCAUUUAAACAGACCUACCUUGGAUGAUAGCACUGAGGAAGAACAUGCUAUUGAAAUAACAACCCAAGAAAUCACACAGCUGUUUCACAGGUGUCAGAGAGCAGUUCAGGCUUUGCAGUGUAGAGCACGGAAUUGUACAGAACAGGAAGAACGAGUUCUCCGAAAUGUAGUGUCCUCUCUAGCCCAAUCUCUUCAGGAAUUGUCCACCAAUUUUCGACAUGCGCAAUCUGGCUAUCUCAAACGCAUGAAGAAUCGAGAGGAAAGAUCACAGCACUUUUUUGAUACAUCAGUACCACUUAUGGAUGAUGGAGAAGACAAUACUCUUUACGAUAGGGGUUUUACAGAUGACCAAUUAGUAUUGGUGGAACAAAAUACACUAAUGGUUGAAGAGAGGGAGCGUGAAAUUCGCCAGAUUGUACAGUCUAUUUCUGACCUAAAUGAAAUUUUUAGGGACUUAGGAGCAAUGAUAGUGGAACAGGGUACACUUCUUGAUAGAAUUGACUAUAAUGUUGAACAGUCCUGUAUCAAAACGGAAGAUGGAUUGAAACAACUUCACAAGGCAGAGCAGUAUCAAAAGAAGAAUCGGAAGAUGCUUGUUAUUUUAAUUUUGUUUGUAAUUGUUAUUGUCCUUCUUGUUGUACUAGUUGGUGUCAAGUCUCACUAGGUAACUUUUCUGAUUUUCUCACUUCAUGUUUGUGUGUGAAGU
This is a messenger RNA of Ornithorhynchus anatinus (platypus), 1061 nucleotides long. It is a transcript of the gene STX16, whose product is annotated as syntaxin 16. Gene Ontology annotation, molecular function: SNAP receptor activity; SNARE binding. Bases 36 to 1019 code for a protein of 327 amino acids. Gene Ontology annotation, biological process: intracellular protein transport; vesicle fusion; vesicle-mediated transport. The record is from RefSeq and is a predicted model, not a curated record. Gene Ontology annotation, cellular component: SNARE complex; membrane; endomembrane system. The transcript is spliced from 9 exons. NCBI's taxonomy places the organism in Eukaryota, Metazoa, Chordata, Mammalia, Monotremata, Ornithorhynchidae.